Messenger RNA from Postia placenta MAD-698-R-SB12, 735 nucleotides. RefSeq lists its product as hypothetical. The record is from RefSeq and is a predicted model, not a curated record. Gene Ontology annotation, biological process: protein import into mitochondrial matrix; protein folding. Gene Ontology annotation, molecular function: adenyl-nucleotide exchange factor activity; protein-folding chaperone binding; protein homodimerization activity. NCBI's taxonomy places the organism in Eukaryota, Fungi, Basidiomycota, Agaricomycetes, Polyporales, Adustoporiaceae. Bases 1 to 735 code for a protein of 244 amino acids. The transcript is spliced from 2 exons. Gene Ontology annotation, cellular component: PAM complex, Tim23 associated import motor.
AUGAGCUGCUCGCAGGCAUUCAACCUCUUCCGCUCCUGCUCUCGCCCUCUUGUCGCUCGUCCUGCUGCGCGCGCACAUGCAAGUGUUGUCCGCCGGAGGGCGGCACUUGGCGUACGAUAUUAUUCGGAUGACAAGUCACAGCCAACCGAGGGUACAGAGCCCAAGGAGUCGGAGCAGCCGGCAGGGUCGACGCCCGAGUCGGAGGUGGAGACAAAGCUGAGGCAAAAAGAGGCGGAGGUCAUCGACCUCACAGGUCGGUUACGCUACCUGCAGGCUGAUUACCUCAACCUCCAGCGUAAUGCUGCGAGGGAAAAGGAGCAGACCAAGGACUUCGCCAUCACCCGUUUUGCGGGCGACCUGCUCGAGACCGUCGACGUGCUGUCUCUGGCUCUCAAGUCUGUCCCCCAAUCCGUCCUUGACAAGGCCCAGGAGGCCUCUUCCUCCAACGCAUCGUCAUCACCAGACGAGAAAUCGGCCGAUGUGUACCUCGGCGAGCUGCACCACGGCGUGGAGAUGACCCAGCGCCUGCUAUUGCAAACCCUCUUCAAGUAUGGUGUUAAGCCAUUCGACCCGACUGGCGACAAUUUCGACCCAAACCGGCACGAAGCGCUAUACCAGGCUCCCAUUCCCGAUAAGGAGCCGGGCACUGUCUUUGACUGCCAAAAGACCGGAUACAUGAUCAAGGAUCGUGUUCUGCGCGCCGCCCAAGUUGGUGUUGUGCAGGAUCGAUCAUGA